GCUGAAAGCGCUUCUGGGGGGCACCGGCCCCAUGUGAGCCCCAAGGGUUGCUUGGGAAGGGACGUUGGCAGCCGCAGGGCUCUUCACCAGCCCGGCCUCUUCCUCUCCCUGCGGCUGAUAAACGCCUGGCCGGGGUGAGCCUGGGCGAGCAGCGCCGCGGUCCCGUGGCCAGGGGCUGACCGGCGGAUGCUGGGGUGAGUGAUUCAGAUGGUGACAGGAAACCAGAAGCUCAGAGGAGCUGACUCCAGCGUUCGUGGCUGUUGGCUGUGAGAGAGCGGAGGAGAUGGGAACCACGGCGGACAGCGGCUGAGCUGAGCUGGAUGCGGCCGGGCCAUGGUGCAGAUGGAGCUGCUGUGGGCAGCCGCCGCGCUGAUGCUGCUGGGGGCUGCCAUCAGCCUCUGCGCCAAGUGCCAGCGCUCGGCUACCAAGCGAGAGAAGCAGCUGAAUGACCGGAGGAGCCAGCUCAGAAGCCGGCAGAGUUUUGAGGUGAUCCGAUCCCAUUCCACUAUGACCCGAAGGCUGGAACAAGUUAAGGAACCUGAGAACUUAUCAAUAGUGAGGAAAACCACCAAGGAGCUUGGUGCCACCCAUCACGCUGGAUACGGGAGCAGGGCCGAGUCCAGGUAUCGGGAUUUCUGGACAGAAGACUGCCUGCAAGGUGAUGAUGCCUAUGUCUCAGGCUGUGGGCAAGAGGAGCUAACUCUGACUGCUCUUCCUGCAGGGAGCCCAUAUCUCUGGAUUACUACAACAGUGCCACGUUCUUCACACCACCCAAUGAAAAAGAGGAGGAUUCCCAUUCCUACCAAAACAUCAUCAUUGGACCGCCUCAGGGCUCGGAUGUGGAUGAUGCUGCAGACUACGAGAACAGCUCGGCGAUAUACACAUGGCAACUCCAUCAAGCAGAAGCUCUGCAGACAGAAAGCCUGGAUGAUGAGCCAGACUAUGUCAACACAGCUCCUGCAUCAGGCCCUGCCCCGCUGGCAAAGCAAAGUACUCUGUGUAAAGCCUGAAGAAGUCCUUAGCUGAGCUGUAGGAGCACACCAGUGAGCACACGGGGACUUCCAUCCCUCAGAGGAAUCUCUUCACCAAACUGUGCCCAAGAUCAUGCAGAAGGUGCCACUAAAAGGAAGCAAUGCUCUGCUUGAAGUCCCAUGGAAGUCCAACUGCAAACCUGCAACUGGAGAAAGUACUCAGUGGCCACGGGCCAUUUCCCAUCUCAUUUCCCUGCAUGUCUACUGGAAGGAGGAUGGCCACUCUGUGCAAUGUUUUCUCCUGUCAAGCAUGAAAUGAAUGUUUAAAUUGCUGAGCAGUAAUGCAGCCAGCUACUUAAUUUGUCAGGGUGACUCAUGCAUGGUGGUAUUAAGGCAUAGGGAUUAUGUUCUGAUUUAGUUCCUAUGCUCUCCCACAGAAGCAGUUUCCUACAAGAGAGGAACUGGCAAGGCAGUGGUUGCUUUUACAACAGCAGUGGUUCUCUGGAGCUAAAUGUCAUAUGAACCUGUUCACCAGAGCUAAAGAGGAUUAAAUCCCUGCCUUAUCCACAGCCUGUAAUUCACAGUAUCCAUGGCAGUUUUUCUUGUGUUUCACUAUCUGUUUUAUAACAAUACAAAGACCCUGGAACAGCUGAGAAGGUCAGAUCCACAGCUGCCAGCCUGAGAAACUGCACCAAGUCUUUUUAGUCGUGCUGUAGGAACAUCAGCCCUGAAACACAGUCCUUGUCUCUUGAGCCCUAAUGCACAGAUUUGGCACCGUUUUACCACUUAUUUAUUAAAGUUGAAAGGCCUCCAAAGAGAA
Molecule: messenger RNA, 1791 nt
Organism: Pezoporus occidentalis (night parrot)
Lineage: Eukaryota; Metazoa; Chordata; Aves; Psittaciformes; Psittacidae
Gene: LAT2
Product: linker for activation of T cells family member 2
Exons: 13
Coding region: 334-1026 (230 amino acids)
Biological process (GO): B cell receptor signaling pathway; B cell activation; calcium-mediated signaling
Cellular component (GO): plasma membrane
Source: RefSeq, a predicted model, not a curated record